Messenger RNA from Pelodiscus sinensis (Chinese soft-shelled turtle), 4086 nucleotides. Lineage: Eukaryota; Metazoa; Chordata; Testudines; Trionychidae. The record is from RefSeq and is a predicted model, not a curated record.
CAGGGUAAGAGAGAGUCUCUGCCCCCAAGAGCACCCUGUCUGUGCUGCAAACUCUUCUGCUCCAAGCCUUCUCUUUCUUCCAUGCAUCUACUCUGGACUUUUACCUGCCCUCUUUCUUUUCCUGCCUCUACUCUAUCUCCAUUUCUUACCUCCUUUAGUUGCCUUCCUUCCCCUCCCCACUGUUCCCAGGAUGGCAUGAACCUCACUUGAUUCGUAUUAUGGUAGCAAAGUUCGCAGCGGUGAUAUGGCCCUGCGGUGUGGGGCACUGUACAGACACAGGGAAAGACAGUCCGACCCGAAGAGCUCAUUGCUGAAACAGGUCAGAUGACCAGUGAGAAGAGAAACAGGCGGAGAGAAGAAAAGUGACUGGGGAAAAGGGAUGCAGAGGUUUCAGUGCCAGAGCUGGGAUUAGAACCCAGCGUCCCUCUCCUCUGUCUCUUAUUGAGUGGGGGAUAGUAUUUACUAGCAUCUCCUUGUUUCCAUAACUAAUCCCUGCCUGAGAACUCCCAGUUCUUGGGCAAGGUUUGGAAGAACAUAGAGACCUCCUGCAAGGGGCUACAUUGAAACCAGAGCCCUGCUAGCAUUCCGCAGUGGGAUGAAGGAUUCUGCAACAUUUGAGUUUGCAUGGCUGCACAGCUGCCUGCGAGACCCCCGAGCUGGCCCUCUCUCCUCUGCAGGUCAGCCUCAGUGAGCUAUAAAUAGCAGCUGACUUGGUGUAUUGGGCUGCUCUGCUAGAGAUCACACAACUAUAUAGGGGAAACCACGGCACCCACCUCUGAAAUGAAGCCACCUCUGGAGCGGAACAGGGCAGCUGUUUUAACAACACUGCGCAACAGGUUGGGUCAGGAAGCAAAGGAUCUUAGAGCCUGUCGGCACAGCAGAGGACAUGUAGGGAACAGCCACUUGAAUUAACACACAACAGGGCUGUCAGCAAAAGCACAAGCCGCCAGAGGCCAACCUGAGAUUCGGACCACAUCCUAUUAGAUACUACGAGUCAUACAGGAGGUCGCCUGUCUGGCAGCCUCAACUGACAAGACAAAGCGUAAGAGGAGAAGAAGGGUUGUACAGGUGGGGAACUGAGGCACAAGGACACUAAGGGUAUGUCUACACUAUGGGAUAAGGUUGAAUUAAGAUCUACAACUUCAGCUACAUUAAUUACAUAGCUGAAGUUGAAGUACAUUAAUUCGGCUUUUGGCUCCUGUCCAUGCUGCAGGAACUCGAAAGGAGAACACUCUCCCUUUGACUUCUCUGACUCCCCAUGGAAGCAGGUUUAGCAUGUUUGCUAAUUCGAACCCUGGAAGAUCGACAGUGACAGCGUCAUGCUGGGGAAUUGCUCCCGUACUCCGUGCUAACAUGCUUUGGAUCAGUGUCUGGAUUUUGCUAGACUGUUUGCCCUCCAUGUGUUGAUCCUACUUAGCGUGUACAAGUCAAUAGAACACACAAGAGCCUUCGAGUUCAGUCCAAUACAAGCCUUGCACAGCAUGUCAGAAGAACGCAGCACCCACAGGAGAACCUGUUCUUGUUAUGAACAGUUUCCUCCAGAGUUAGAUCUUGCUCAGAUGCACAGAAUCUCUAUAAAAGCUGUGCCCAGCACUAUAGCGCCUGGUCGCUAGAUGCCACAGCAAAACAACAUGUAUUACAGGAUAAGCACCUCUUAGCAAACAAGCUGCCAUGACAGGCAGUGGCUGGCUCCUUCCAGCGUGUACAAGUGACCUGCAGAGAAAACUCUUCAUGGGGUUUUUGCCCUAUUCUAGCUUGUUUCUGAUGGGAAAGGCCUGACAUUCUCCCUCAUUGCUAUAGGCUUCUGCAAUAGAAAUUCACAUCAGGUCUCCCUUGGAUCACUGCGGAGCAGGGUGGUUAAACAUCCACAGGCACAAAGGAGGCAACACCAGAAUAAUUAUGAAACCUGCCUUUGGGUUGUGUCUGAGAGGCCCCCAAGCCUGCCCUAGAGUGAUCCAAGCCAUGGCCUCCCUCGAUCCCUUGGAGACCCUGCGCAUGGACAUCUCCUGCUCCGUCUGCCUGGAGUACCUGAUGGACCCAGUCACAAUUGGCUGUGGCCAUAGCUUCUGCCGGGCCUGCAUCAGCCACUGCUGGGCCCCUGGGACGCAGGAUUUUCUCUGCCCCAUGUGCCGGGAGCUGUGCGCCCAGGGCAUCAUGGUCCCCAGCCGGCAGUUGGCCAACGUGGUGGAGGUGGCCAAGCAGCUGCAUUCGGCCAAGCGUGAGGCGCAAGACGAGCUGCUCUGCCCCUGGCACCACGAGGGGCUCCACUUCUUCUGCAAAGAGGACCAGGAGGCCGUGUGCCUGGUGUGCGCCGUCGCCCACGGCGAACACGCCCACAGCGUGGGGCCCCUGGAGGAUGCCAUUGAGGAGUACAAGUCUAAGCUGCGGGGCUGGCAGUGGCGGCUGGACGUGAAGUUGAAGGAGGUGAAGAAGCGCUUCUCGGCCGAGGAGAACAGGCCCAAGGAACUGAGGGCACUGGUGAUGAGCUGCCGCCAGCGCAUCCUCGGCGACUUUGAGGAGCUGCGCGCCCUCCUGGAGGAGGAGAAGGAGGCGCAGCUGCGGCGGCUAAAAGCAGAGGAGGCCGAGAUGCUGGUGAAGCUGAAGAACAGCAUGGCCCAGCUCUCGGAGCAGCGCCUCGCCCUCAGCAAACUCCUCACCGACAUGGGGGAGAAGUGCCUGGCAUCAGGCCCACAGGCACUGCAGGACAUGCAGAGCAUCCUGCAGCGGUACGAACAAUCUAAGGCCAUAGAGCUGCCUUCGGUUUCUCUUGAGCUGAAGAAGAACGUAGAGUAUUUCCCCCGGCAGUUCUUCACCCUGACUAAGCUGCUGAGGAAAUACAGCGGGGAGGUGACCCUGGAUCCCGAGACGGCUCACCCCAACCUGGUGCUUUCAGAGAACCUCAAGACCGUGCACUUUGUCAGCGUCUGCCAGCCGGUUCCCCACAGCCCCCGGCGCUUUACCGUCUACCCCUGCGUCCUGGGAUCAGCCGCCUACCUCUCAGGCCGGCACUACUGGGAGGUCGAGGUGGGCAACAAGACCCAGUGGGCCCUGGGUGUCUGCUACGAGUCAGUCAGCCGCAAGGCCGAGGUCGACACCAAGCCGGAGUGCGGCUACUGGCGGGUGCGGCUGUGGAAUGGGAAGUACGCGGCCACCACUACCCCCUUCACGCUGCUGCACCCACAUGUCAAGCCCAAGCGGGUUGGGGUGUUCCUGGACUAUGAAGCUGGGAAAGUCUCCUUCUAUAACGUGACGGACCACUCCCACAUGUACACCUUCAGCGUGGAGUUUGCUGAGCCCGUCCGUCCCCUCUUCUACCCGGGGAUCUGCUUCGGGUAUGUUAACGCUGCCCCCCUUGUCCUCUGCCAGCCCUUGGACUGGGAGUGACAGGCCCCAGCACCAGCAUCCAGACCCCAGUUUAACAGAGGAGCCUGUUCAUAUCUCACUCCAACUUCUAGGUGAUACCCAUGUGCCCUAAAACCUUCUGGUUUCUGGCAGCCGGCGGUGAUACUGGCCUUGCUUUGGAGUCCUCUCCUAGUGAGCAAAUCAGAGCUGACCUCGCUACCCAAAGUUACACCCCUUUCCGAUACUAAGCACCAAGAGUGUCUCAUUUAUACUUUAGCACAUACCUUGAUACAUGGGCCAUUCCCCUCUUCUCUCCCCCUCCGCCCCCAAGGUACGUCAUUUCCUCCAGGCCUGUGCUUGAGCUCUGUGCAAGUUAACCAGCCAUUGGGAAGGAUCCAUAAGUGUGUGUGUCUGGUUUUUUUUUGUUGUUGUUUUUUUGUUUAGGGGGGGAGGUCUUAGUUGAUGGAGUUUGAGAUGGGUUCUGAGCUCUUACCGCCUGUGUUUUGUCUGUUUGUCCUGUUAGCACGCAUUGUCUGUCAAAUUGAGAUGGCUGUUGCUUGUGAUGUCUAAUGGUUUUUUUGCAAUAAAUUAUUUUGGGUUUUUGGAAGGGAACAUCUUUGUUUCUGUUCUUAGUUCCUUGCCACCUCUGUGCUGGGGAUCAAUAAUUCUCGACCUCUUCCGUACUUGGAAACCACCAGCACACUGCCGUUUAGGGGGUUGUGGCUGUUUUUGGCCUGACACCUU